AUGUAACGACAUCCAAUGUCAAUGGUUUAACCAAAAUAAACAGAAGCAGAACUGUUAAAUUAAAUAAACUCAUUAAAGUCAGAACUUUCCUUCUAAGUUAAUGCAAAUGGAAGAUUAUCUAAGGAACUUAAUGAAUGUUUAAAGAGAUUAGGAAUUACUCGAGUUGAUAUAAUUCAUUAAGACAUCAAUCAUUAAACAGACUUGUCUUAUUUAGCACCUUUGUUUAUUGUUUAUGAAGAUCAUAUUAAAAAUUAUGAUGUCAUACUUCAAAAAUUAAUGGAUGAUCUAGCUGCAAUGGAUGCUAGGAUAUAAAUGGUCAAUGAUGAUAACACAUUCCUCAGAAAAUAGUUAUAGGAAAAGAACGAGCAAUUUCUUAGAUUGUAUUAACAAGGUGGAGGAAGUGCAAAUAAUAUCAAAAAUGUUUUUAAUGAAUUAGAAAAAGAGGACUUAGAAGAAAGAAUUCGAUUAUUGAAUGAGGAAAACAGCAUCUAUGUCAAUAAAUUAAAAUAAUAUGAAAGUCAGAUAUAGGAUCUAUAAUUAAGAAAUGACUAGAUGAUUAGAAACGAAUAAUAAUAUUUAAAUUAAUUAUAGGACUUAAAAUAAUUAAACCAAAAUUUAGAAAUUGGAUCUGACGAUUUAAGGAUUAAAUUAGAUAUACUAGAGAAUAAGUUCUAAAAUCAAACCCAAUUAGUAGCUAUUACUGAGGAGGAAAAGACAGAAUAUAUUCAAAGGUUCAGUAAAAGUGAAAAUGAAAAUAAAGUGUUGAAACAUUAGAAUUAGAACUUAAAAUAAGAAAUAGCUAAUCUUCAAAAUAAGGGUUAAUUAAGUCAAACAGAAUUAUCAAAAGAGUUGGAAGAGAUGCAUAAAAAAGAAAGAGAGUUAUUUGAUAAAUAAGUGCAUAAUGAAAGAGAAAUUGAUUAAUUAAGAGAUGAAAACAGAGCAAUAAAAAGAGAAUUAGAUUAGAGUAAGAGCAAUUUGGAAUAAACAAUUAAAAUGAUGGAUAACUACGAAAAUAAAAUCUCUAUUUUAUUAAAAAAAGAAGAAAAUUAUAAGAUUUUAACUAAAUAAUUAAAAGAAGAGAGGGAAAAUGCUGUUAUGGAAAAAGACAGAUAUCAAUUAAAAGAAUAAUAGUUUGAUUAGACUUUAUAGAAUUAAAUGACAAAACAUAGAGAAGAAAUUACCAAUCUAAAAGAAAACUUUGAUAAACAAUCAGAUAGUUUAAAAAAUAGAUAUAAAAUAAUUAUAGAAUAAAGAGAGGAUGAAAUACAUAGAUUGAAUGAAGAAGCAAAUUAAAUUACUACAUUAAAUGAUAGAUUAACAAAAGAAAUAAAGAGUUUAAAAAUAGAAAUUACUCGUAUGGAAAAUGGAUUAAAAUAAGACAUUGAAACCAAUUACUAAUAAACUGAUGAUUUAUAACGAUAAAUUAGUGAGUUAACAGAAAAAAAUACAUUGCUUGAAUAAAAAUUAACUGAUCAAGAAGCUGAAUUUAAUUUAGCAAAGCAAUCUCAUGAUUCCUAUGUUAAGACUUUAACAAAUAAUAAUGCAGAUCUCAAAUAAAAUCUAGAACAUACUAGAUCUGAAUUAACUAGUCGAACUUAAGAAUUGUCGACAUAGAAAGGCAAAAUAAAUUCACUAACUAGAUAAUGCUAAAAUCAAUUAGAAGAACUUGCAAAAACAAAAAGACAUUAUGAAUCAAGAUUAGAAUAGAUUUAAGAUGACUACACUUAUAAAAUAAAGAAUCUCUAAUUAUAGAUGGAAGAUGCUAUUAAUAGAGAACGAUAAAGCAGAGAAAAAUCAGUUAAACUCUUAUAAGAUUAUGAUAAAAUUGAAGAAAAGCUAAAGGUUGAAUAUAACACCAGAAUCUAAGAAUUAGAAACAACAAUUAAUAACUUAAAGAGCAUGAAUCAUCAAUUAACUUUAAAGUUAAAUGAAAUAAGAAAUGUUUCAUACAUGAACAAAGUAGAAAAUUCAACACUAAGGAAAGGAUAAAUUAAUUGA
Molecule: messenger RNA, 1998 nt
Organism: Paramecium tetraurelia
Lineage: Eukaryota; Ciliophora; Oligohymenophorea; Peniculida; Parameciidae
Exons: 3
Biological process (GO): clustering of voltage-gated sodium channels; cilium assembly
Cellular component (GO): centriole
Source: RefSeq, a predicted model, not a curated record